AACAUUUAAAUAGUAUUUAUCAAAAUUUAUCUUACCAAUUUCCAAAAAAUAAAAUAAAAUAAAAAAUAAUAAUAAUAACAAAAAUAUCAAGACAGCAUGGGAACCCUCGACGACGUCGUACCGUCGAUCCAAGACCUGAAAGUAUCGAUCCAAGAUUCAACCCUAGUUUAUCCUCUUCAAUGGCGGAAUCACGACAGCCCCAUGUUCCUGUCCAACAUAGAUCAGGUCCUCAAUUUUCAUGUCCAAACUCUGCACUUCUUUCCGGCCAACCCGAGCUACCCGCCGGAGACGGCCGCGGCGGCGCUCAGAACUGCGCUGCAGAAAGUGAUGGAGGAGCCGUACGAUUUCGUGGCCGGCCGGUUCAAGACGAACCCGGAAACCGGCCGGCUGGAGAUCGACCUGAGCAGAGCCGCCGGCGCCGGAUUCGUGGUGGCGGCGACGGAAUAUUCCCUUGAUGAGAUCGGGAAUCUGGUGUAUCCGAAUCCUGGGUUUAUGCAGCUCAUUGUUCCUGGAAUUGAGAAGUUCGAUGAUCAGCCACUUUGUGUUAUUCAGCUGACGUCGUUCAAAUGUGGCGGCUUCGUAAUGGGAUUGUCGACGAACCACGGAUUAUUCGACGGACUUAGCUCGAAAACUUUCCUCCAAAACUUAGCCUCCCAAGCAUUUCCCGACAAGCCCCUCGCCGUCGUCCCGUGCAACGACCGCCGCCUCCUCGCCGCCCGAUCGCCGCCUCAAGUGGCCUUCCCGCACCCGGAGCUCCUCAAACUAAAGCUCCCGAUCGGCCAAGAAGCUCCGCCGUCUCCAUCGGACCCCGACCAAGACGACCUCGAUUUCAAAAUCUUCAACUUGAGCGCCGCCGACAUCGGAUUUCUAAAAGAAAAGGCGAAAUCCGAUGGCGGCGCUGCCAAAAUCACCGGCUUCAACGUCGUCACCGCCCACAUUUGGCGCUGCAAGGCCCUCUGCUCCGGGACCGGCGAAGGCCCCAACCGCGAAUCCAUGGUCCUCUUCGCCGUUGACAUCCGGUCGAGGCUCCGGCCGCCGUUGCCGUUGUCAUUUUGCGGAAACGCCGUCCUCUCAGCCUACGCCGCCGCGAAUUGCGGCGAGCUCGAGGCCGGGCCGUUCGGGAAAUUGGUCGGCAUGGUUGCGGAAGGGUCGACCCGGAUGACCGACGAGUACGCGCGGUCGGCGAUCGAUUGGGGCGAGGUGUACAAAGGUUUUCCGAACGGCGAGUUUUUGCUGUCGUCGUGGUGGCGGUUAGGGUUCGACGAGGUCGAUUAUCCGUGGGGGACGCCGCGGUAUAGCUGCCCGGUCGUCUACCGCCGGAAGGACAUAAUAUUGCUCUUCCCGGAGAUCGGCGGCGCCGCCGCCGGCAACGGCGUCAAUGUGUUGGUGGCAUUGGCUCCUAAGGAGAUGGCUAAGUUUCAGUCUUUGUUCUACAAGUUCUUGGCAUGAUCAAAUGCUGAUUAUUAAUGAUCUAUUUAUUUAUAUAAUCUAUAUAUAUAUAUAUUAUUGAAAUUUGUGUGUGUAUUAUUGGUGAAAAUAUUUGGUGAUUAUUGAUUUAUAAUUAUGGUUGAUGAAAACAUGUGUGGUUAUGAUCAUUGCAUGCAAUUAUUUG
Messenger RNA from Andrographis paniculata, 1612 nucleotides. RefSeq names its product acyltransferase GLAUCE. Gene Ontology annotation, molecular function: acyltransferase activity, transferring groups other than amino-acyl groups. Bases 97 to 1449 code for a protein of 450 amino acids. The transcript has 2 exons. The record is from RefSeq and is a predicted model, not a curated record. NCBI's taxonomy places the organism in Eukaryota, Viridiplantae, Streptophyta, Magnoliopsida, Lamiales, Acanthaceae.